AUGAACACGUGGUAUGAUGCAGAAACUAUUUAUAAUCUAAAAGAAAAACUACAAAAAAUUACUUCCUUUACUCCUUUAAAUCAAAGAUUAAUAUUAAAAGGCAAAGCUUUAAUUGAUACUAAAACUUUGUUUGAAUAUGGUAUUACAAAUGAUACUGUAGUUCAUUUGGUUCAUAAACCUGGAUCUACUACUGGCGGUGAAAGUAUUAAUAAAAUUAAAGAUUCACAAUUCUGGAUUUCUUUACAAAAAUUAUUAGUUGAACAAUUUCCAGAAACAAGUGAUGCUGAUAAUGUUUUAAAAGAGUUUUUUAAUUGUUAUAAUAAUAACAAGGAUUUAAACAUUAAUAUUAAUUUAGAAGAUUUAAUUAACAAAAAUUCUUAA
Messenger RNA from Entrophospora sp. SA101, 381 nucleotides. Lineage: Eukaryota; Fungi; Glomeromycota; Glomeromycetes; Entrophosporales; Entrophosporaceae. The record is from the annotation of a GenBank genome assembly.